Messenger RNA from Anopheles stephensi (Asian malaria mosquito), 3067 nucleotides. It is a transcript of the gene Stam, whose product is annotated as signal transducing adapter molecule 1. Gene Ontology annotation, biological process: protein transport to vacuole involved in ubiquitin-dependent protein catabolic process via the multivesicular body sorting pathway. Gene Ontology annotation, cellular component: ESCRT-0 complex. The transcript has 6 exons. The coding region runs from base 701 to 2992 and encodes 763 amino acids. The record is from RefSeq and is a predicted model, not a curated record. Gene Ontology annotation, molecular function: phosphatidylinositol binding; ubiquitin binding. NCBI's taxonomy places the organism in Eukaryota, Metazoa, Arthropoda, Insecta, Diptera, Culicidae.
GGAAGAAGAACAACCUGUCAUGGUUUGUCGAUUUGAUUCAUCAUCGCCUUCUACAACACACAGAGAGAAGAAAAGUACAAUUUUUGGAACCGUACCAUCGCAAUCACAGUUUUCCCCCGAAAAAUUAUGCACCGUAGUACAGUGUAGUGUGUGUGUGUGAGUUUGUCGUUCAUCCAGGGCAAAGUGUUCUUGUACGGGCGCUUACGGGAGUGCGAAAAGCGAAGGUGUAAAUUAUCGGUUCAGUCAAAAUUAGUAUUGCAUCGCGUUUCCCGAGCAGCAUAAAUUGCACGGACGGGGCUGAACGUCAAUUUGUGGUGAAGUGAAAACAAAGGAGGGUGGAAACCGAAGGAAAGAAAGAAAAAAUCACAUCCCCAAUACAACCUGCAGUGGUCCUUUUGGGUAAGGUUGAAGUGUGAAUAUCGUAUGUGCGUGCGUGUGUAUUGAGGAGGGUGAAAGUGAGCAGCACUUGGAGAAACCCGAAAACGGGAGUCCUUCCUUUCUCCCCUGCGCGGACAAAGACCCGCUGAUAACGACGGGCGUACCAUCCACACCCGAAACACUGUCUUCGGGGUCUGUUGGUGCAUGUACGUGGCGCUGUACAAAAGGAUCCUGCUAACAUCCAGGCAAUAGCAGCAGCAGCAGCAGCAGCAGGAAGAAAGUAUCCCAACGUAGUAUCCACAGCCGGAUCGCCGAGGCAAACAUGAGUCUGUUUGGAACGUCAUCUUCACUGAACGCGGAUAUAGAGAAAACGACCAGCGAAAACAAUACGACGGAAAAUUGGGGUCUAAUACUGGACAUCUGCGACCGUGUUAACAAUGGUACGGCGACAGCGAAGGAUUGUCUAAAAUGUGUAAUGAAACGAUUAAAUUCACCCAAUCCUCAUGUGGUGAUGAAAGCAAUUACGCUGCUCGAUGCGUGCGUUAAUAAUUGUGGCAAACAGUUCCAUCUGGAGGUAGCCUCUCGGGAGUUUGAGACCGAGUUUAAGAAGCUUUUGCAGAAAAGUCAGCCAAAAGUGACAACGAAGCUAAAGCUUACCCUCAAACGCUGGGCAGAGGACGUGUUCAAGUCCGACCCGCAGCUCGAUCUAAUUCCUUCGCUGUACAAAAAGCUGCGCGAGGAGGGGCACGACUUUAGCGACCCAUCGGCAACACCAAAGCGUGAAACGACGCUCAGCAAAGAUCCGAACGUCGUGUCUAGUCAGCAAGAGGAAGAUGACAUUGCGAAAGCGAUCGAACUUUCGCUGAAGGAAGUGAAGAACACGCAAUCGCCGAAGAUGAUGUCAUCGUCGUCCGGGGCGACCGCUUCGUCGCUGUAUCCUUCCGCUUUGUUAUCCACUGCACCCGUGGCAGAACCAAGGAAGGUACGCGCACUGUACGAUUUCGAAGCGGCCGAAGACAACGAGCUAACGUUCCAGGCAGGCGAAAUCAUCAUGGUCCUGGACGAUUCCGACCCAAACUGGUGGAAGGGUCAAAACCAACGCGGCGAAGGCCUGUUCCCAUCCAACUUUGUCACCGCGGAUCUGUCCGUCGAGCCCGAAUCGCUCGCAACGGCAUCCUCCGGCAAGGGUACGAAAAAGAGUGUACAAUUUUCGGAUGAAUCGAAGCUGGAAGGCGCCGGUGAUAAGGACGGGCAACAGAAGCAACUGUUACAGUCGGCUACGGUUGAAAUUAAUGAGGAAAAGAUUGACCGUUUGCUGCAUCUGAUACACGAAGCGGACCCGGAAGAUCCGUCCCAGGAUACGGACGAAAUGUUGCAGCUCGAGCAGCUCGUUAAUCAGAUGGGGCCGAUGAUUGAUGCGGAACUGGAGCGGGUCGACCGUAAGCAUGCGCAGCUGACGCAGUUGAGCAGUGAUCUGGUGGAUGCGAUUAAUUUGUACCAUAAUCUGAUGCGCGAACCGGACCGAUCGGGAAUGAUGGCGAUGUCGAUGGGUGGACCGGCUGGCGGCUAUGUGGGAGCUCCACCGCCCGGCGGGUAUGCAGGUGGUUCGAUGAAUCCGAUGUACGGUGGUAUGCCGGCCAUGUACCAGAGCCUUCCCGGUGUUGGGAUGUAUCCGAUGGUAGGUGGACCACCGUCGUUGCCGGGCUACAAUAUGGCCCACCUGCGACACGAUAUGACGCAAAUGAACGUGGGUACGGGUACGAUGCCACAGUUUCCGACGCCGGCCCAACAACCGCAGCACCCCCAUCACCAUCAGCCACAUCCGGGGCAAGGGCCCCAAAAUGGUCCCACCAGCAAUGGGAUGCUUUCGCAGGUCGCCCCGACCACUUCGAUGGCUGGCGCUAGCAAUCAACAGACCGGCGCGACCGUUGCUCCACAGACGAUGCCAAAUAUGACCGGUCCGCCGAUGCCUCAGCCGCAACAGCAGCAGCAGCAGCAGCAGCAGCACGGUGCGAUAUCGCAAGGGUUUGCGAAUCCUACGUCGCCUCCGCCUGUCUCCGGUAUGUCCGUCGGUCCUUCGUCGCACCAUCAACUGCAGCAAGGCCCACCAAACGCAAAUCAGCAUACGCUUCCCCAAAUGCGACCAUCGGGACAGCAGCCACCCGUCAGCUAUCCUAGUUACGUUCCUCAACCGCAGCAGCAGCAGCAGCAACAGCCGCCGGCAGUAUCUCAGCCCGGACAACAAACAACUGUGCCCGUGUCCGGUGGACCACCGCCUACAUCCACCCAACCGGUCCAACCGAACCUGAACCAACACCAUCCUCAUCCAAGCCAACAUAUACCGAUGAAUAUGCCGCCCGUUCACUUUCCACCCGCACCAGGACCACAGCAGCAACCGCAGCAGCAGCAGCAGCAGCAACAACAGCAACCGCAAUUCAUGCCCCAGAUGGGUCCACCACCGAUGGGAAAUUUCGGCCCAAUGAUGGGCGGUCCAAUGAACAUGUUCCCGCCCGGCGGGCCCGGCGUCGUCGGCGGUGGUGGACCGUUGUCGAUCAACACAAACCAUCACCAUCCGGGACCGCAAAACAUUCCCAUCUAUCAGCAGCAGCGGUAAGCGCACCGGGGUUCGGUCGAUCGAUCGAUCACUCUGAUCUCCAAACAAACAAAAAAUUGACCAAGUUUGGAGCUG